CCCCGGCCCCGGCCCCGGCCCCGGCCCCGGCCCCGGCGCGCGGCUGAGAACCAGACCCACCGGCGGUAUGGCAUCACAGCUGCAGGUGUUCUCCCCGCCGUCAGUAUCGUCGAGUGCCUUCUGCAGCGCCAAGAAACUGAAAGUCGAGCCCUCCGGCUGGGAUGUUUCAGGGCAGAGCGGCAGCGACAAGUAUUAUACCCAUAGCAAAAACCUCCCGGUCACCCAAGGCCCGGCAAACUCCUCGCACCAAGUAGCCAGUUUCGGUCUCCCCGCUUACGACCAGAACCUCCUCCUCCCGGCUCCCGCGGCGGAGCACAUCGUGGUCACGGCCGCCGACAGCACCGGCAGCUCCGCCACCUCGUCGUUCCAGAGUAGUCAGACCCUUCCCCACAGGAGCAACGUUUCUCUGCUGGAACCGUACCAAAAAUGUGGCCUGAAAAGGAAAAGUGAAGAGGUGGACAGCAACGGUAGCGUGCAGAUCAUAGAAGAACAUCCCCCUCUCAUGCUGCAGAACAGGACCGUGGUGGGAGCUGCUGCCGGCACCACCACCACCGUGACCACGAAGAGCAGCAGCUCCAGUGGGGAAGGGGACUACCAGCUGGUCCAGCAUGAGCUCCUCUGUUCCAUGACCAACAGCUAUGAGGUCUUAGAGUUCCUGGGCCGGGGCACAUUUGGGCAGGUGGCUAAGUGCUGGAAGCGCAGCACGAAGGAGAUUGUGGCCAUCAAAAUCCUCAAAAACCACCCGUCGUACGCCAGGCAGGGGCAGAUUGAAGUGAGCAUCCUCUCCCGCCUGAGCAGUGAGAAUGCCGACGAGUAUAACUUUGUCCGUUCCUACGAGUGCUUCCAGCACAAGAACCACACCUGUCUCGUGUUCGAGAUGCUCGAGCAGAACCUGUACGACUUCCUGAAGCAAAACAAAUUCAGCCCCCUGCCACUAAAGUACAUCAGACCGAUCCUGCAGCAGGUGGCCACCGCGCUGAUGAAACUCAAAAGCCUCGGCCUGAUCCACGCCGACCUGAAGCCUGAAAACAUCAUGUUGGUGGAUCCGGUUCGACAGCCCUACCGAGUGAAGGUCAUAGAUUUUGGUUCGGCCAGCCACGUGUCCAAAGCGGUGUGCUCAACUUACCUCCAGUCGCGCUACUACAGGGCUCCUGAAAUAAUUCUUGGAUUGCCAUUUUGUGAAGCCAUUGAUAUGUGGUCACUGGGCUGUGUAAUCGCUGAGCUGUUCCUCGGAUGGCCUCUUUACCCGGGUGCUUCAGAAUAUGAUCAGAUUCGUUACAUUUCGCAAACACAAGGCCUUCCAGCAGAAUAUCUCCUGAGUGCAGGGACGAAAACAACAAGGUUUUUCAACAGAGAACCUAACUUGGGUUACCCACUAUGGAGGCUGAAGACCCCAGAGGAACAUGAAUUGGAAACAGGAAUAAAAUCAAAAGAAGCACGAAAAUACAUAUUUAACUGUUUAGAUGACAUGGCCCAGGUGAAUAUGUCCACGGAUUUAGAGGGAACCGACAUGUUGGCAGAGAAGGCGGAUCGUAGAGAAUACAUUGACUUGCUGAAAAAAAUGUUGACGAUUGAUGCAGACAAGAGAAUUACACCACUGAAAACGCUAAACCAUCCAUUCGUGACAAUGACUCAUCUGUUAGAUUUUCCACACAGCAAUCAUGUGAAGUCUUGUUUUCAGAAUAUGGAGAUCUGUAAGAGAAGGGUCCAUAUGUACGAUACUGUGAAUCAGAUAAAGAGCCCAUUCACUACUCAUGUCGCACCGAAUACAAGCACAAACUUAACAAUGAGCUUCAACAACCAGCUCAAUACAGUGCACAAUCAGGCCAGUGUUUUAGCUUCUAGUUCUUCUGCAGCAGCUGCUACACUUUCUCUGGCAAAUUCAGAUGUCUCGCUACUCAACUACCAGUCGGCUCUCUAUCCAACAUCCGCAGCACCCGUGACUGGAGUUACUCAACAGAGUGUUUCUUUGCAGCCUGGAACCACCCAGAUCUGCACUCAGACAGAUCCAUUCCAACAGACAUUCAUUGUGUGUCCACCCACUUUCCAAACUGGACUCCAGGCAACUACGAAGCAUUCUGGGUUCCCGGUGAGGAUGGAUAAUGCCGUUCCUAUCGUACCCCAGGCACCUACAGCCCAGCCGCUCCAGAUCCAAUCGGGAGUUCUCACCCAGGGAAGCUGUACACCACUAAUGGUAGCAACUCUCCAUCCUCAAGUAGCCACCAUCACACCGCAGUAUGCGGUGCCCUUUACUCUGAACUGCGCAGCCGGCCGGCCGGCGCUGGUUGAACAGACUGCCGCUGUACUGCAGGCCUGGCCUGGAGGAACCCAGCAAAUUUUGCUGCCUUCAACUUGGCAACAGCUCCCGGGAGUGGCCCUGCACAACUCCGUGCAACCCACAGCGGUGAUUCCGGAGACGAUGGGAAGCAGUCAGCAGCUGGCAGACUGGAGGAAUGCCCACUCCCACAGCAACCAAUACAGCACCAUCAUGCAGCAGCCCUCCUUGCUGACCAAUCACGUGACUCUGGCCACCGCUCAGCCCCUGAACGUUGGCGUGGCUCAUGUUGUUCGGCAGCAGCAAACCAGCGCUCUUCCCUCAAAGAAAAGCAAGCAGCCUGCUGCAAACUCUGCCAAAUCCACCUCCACGUUGGACAUCCUGCCUUCCCAAGUGUAUUCACUGGUUGGGAGCAGCCCCCUCCGUACCUCCUCGACCUACAACCCCCUCCUUCCUGUCCAAGACCAGCACCAGCCCAUCGUCAUCCCCGACACUCCCAGUCCACCAGUCAGCGUCAUCACCAUCCGCAGCGACACCGACGAAGAGGAAGACAGCAAGUACAAACCGAGCAGCUCCAGCCUGAAACCACGGUCCAAUGUCAUCAGCUAUGUCACCGUCAAUGACUCGCCAGAUUCCGACUCCUCCUUGAGCAGCCCAUACUCCACAGACACGAUGGCCGCUCUGCGGGUCAACGCCGGGGGGUUGCUGGAAGUUCCGAGCCGCGUCCUGACGGAUGGCGCUGGCACUCGCACUAUCAUUGUGCCACCUCUCAAAACCCAGCUCAGCGACUGCACUGUGGGGACCCAGGUUUCAGGUCUCCUGACCAGCAAGACCAAGCCAGUGGCUUCAGUGAGCGGGCAGACAUCCGGAUGCUGCAUCACCCCCACAGGGUACCGAUCACAGCGAGGGGUGACCAAUGGCGUACAGCCUCUCAACCUCAGCCAGAACCAGCAGCAGGCGGUGUCGGUCCCACAGGAGAGAAGCGGCAACUCCGCCUCUCGCCGGCAGCAAGCGUACGUGGCCCCACUCACCUCCACCCUCUCUCAGGCUCCCUACACCUUCCAGCACAGCAGCCCACUGCACCCCCACCUGGCUACCGCCUCGGCCUCCGCUCACCUGCCAAGCCAGCCGCACGUCUACACCUACGCGGCCCCGACGACGGCCGCAGCGCUGGGCUCCACCAGUUCCAUCGCCCACCUGUUCUCCCCUCAGGGUUCGUCGAGGCACACGGCCUACACCACCCACCCUAGCACUCUGGUCCACCAGGUCCCCGUGAGUGUGGGUCCCAGUCUGCUCACCUCUGCCAGCGUGGCCCCAGCCCAAUACCAGCACCAGUUUGCCACCCAGUCUUACAUCGGGGCUUCCCGGGGCUCGACAAUUUACACUGGAUACCCGCUGAGCCCAACCAAGAUUAACCAGUACUCCUACUUGUAGGAGGUGGGAUCGGGCGAGCAGUGCUGGUCCCAGCUCAGAGCCAUUGGUGGCUGUGUCCAGCGGCCAACUCCUGGCCAGCCAUCACUCCUCCAGGAAGCCAGCUGAAGCGGAAGGAAAGAAGGUUUUCCAGGGGGAACCAAUCUCAACGUUGACUGCAUUGUUGUAGUCUCCCAAAGUCUGUUCUAUUUUUUAUUUUUCUGUUUUUUGAUAGUCUUUAUGCAGAUUGAGCAGUUCAGAUACACACGCACACACACACACACAUGCUCAACCACACACCCACCCACCCUAAGGAGCAAGUCUCUUCAGUAACCAGUAAAGCUUCCAUCUUUAGAUUGCCUAUCAAAAAAUAUCGUAACGUUCUGCCUUCUUAUUUCUGUAGGUGUUUUUAAAUAGAGGCAAGAGCCCUGCUUUAAUGCUAUUUUAAUUGUUACAAUUGGUUGGAAUAAAGAUGCCAAUGCGGAGUACUUUAAAAUUAAGAGUAUGGAGACGAAGAAGAAAAAUCGUUUUCGUUAACAGAGGUUUAUUUACCAGUAAGUUGUAGCAAUGGCUUGCACAAGUCUAUGUUACUAGCAGGCAUUUUCACUUAAGAUAUAAUGUAUAUUUAUCUUUGUUUAUGGGACAUUUUAAACUUUUAGGUUUUAUUUUUGUUUUUAACACCUCAGAUUAUUCUUACUAGCUGGUGGCUGUUUCUUUAGAACUAGUUCCAUAUCGCUUUGAGACGCUGCUGGAAUUCUCGCCCUUGGUUAUCCCUGUGCUUCUUUUAAAGCCAUUUUUAAAGGGCAGUUCACCUUUUGCUGCUCGUCGAUUAUCUGAGAAUCUACUGAAACUCUGAAAAUUCCUUAUGCUCUCAAAUUAUUUUCAAAACAUCUGUCCCUGUGUUUCAGCUUAACUUGUUAUCAUUCAUUCAAUAGUAUUUAUUGAGCGCUUACUAUGUGCAGAGCACUGUACUAAGUGCUUGAUUGCAGAAGCUGUUAAAUUAAGGUGGUUUUUAUUUUCCAAUUAUAUGCACGAUUGCUUGGAUUACGUGAUACUGGCAUAUAUGUCUGACUUGCUAAAGCUUGUGCUUACAGCCGAAUGGGAGCAGAGCUGCACAAGUUGUCUUAAAUUCGCAUUUGACACCGGACCUCUCAAAGGGCAGAAUUUCUUUAUUUAAGCAGAAGACUUUCCCCUCUGUCCCCUCUCUCCCCUCCUUCCUCCCCUCCCCAACUCCCAAAACUCCUCCUUUACUUUACAUGAUUCACUUGGGGCGGAGUCAAGAAUCUGAAACCAGAAUAAAAACCUUGUUGUGAAUAGCUUUUUAUACUUCGGAAAGAUCAGCUUCCUUUGUACUCCAGCAACCAACUGAAUGUUCUCUUAUGACUUAUACAGUAAAUGCAUGUAGGAAUUGCAAAAAAAAAAAAAGAAAAAAGGAAGAGAAAAAAGAUUUUAAAGUUUAUUACUGAAUUUAAAAUAUUUUAGAAGUUUUGUAAUGGUGGUGUUUUAAUAUUUUAAAUAAAUAUGUACAUAUUGAUUAGAAAAGAUAUAACAAGCAAAAAUGUUCCUGCUCACCGAAAUUGUCCUCUGUCUUUGUAAUCAAAAUGUGUAGUGGCUAUACUUGAACAAUGUACUUAGUGUGUGUGUCUAAUCCUCCAGCCCGCCCCUCAUGAAAUUGAUGUCCCCAUUGUAUUUAAACCAAAAUGAACUGAUUACAUGUUGGAAUGUCUGUGAACCAAUUGCAGUUGUUUAGAGCACAUCUCACUGUAGCACUGAGAGCAAGCAGUGGAGUCAGUCGCAUGCAAAGAGAGAAGACCUUCGGGAUUGUUUUGCACAGGUGUGUGUGGUGAGGAAUCGUUUUGUGUUUGUUCCCUCCCCCAGCCCACAGCCACCCCCUCUUUCCCCUUAUUGUAGUGCCUUAUAUGAUAAUGUAGUGUUGUUAGAGUUUACAGUGAGCUUGCCUUAGGAUGGACCAGCAAGCCCUGAUUGAAUCUAAGCAGUUCACUGGGCUUCUCAGAACCGGACUAGCAGUUGUGUUGUGUAGAUGCAUUAUUCUCAGUUUCCAAGCUGACGCGAAGAAAAAACAAAAAGUCCCCUCCCUUUUCUUCCGGGAGCCAUUUCCCAGGGCUUUCCCCCUCAGAUGGCUUGCACACUGUGUUGCCUCACUUCUUUGAGUGUAGAGAACACUUGGGAAGUCAAGUCGAUAUCGGAUGAGUUUUUUUUUUUCCAUUUUCUAAAGGUUAUGCAGUCACCUUUGGUUUGAAUUUAUUUUGAGCACGGCGCUCCCUUGCAUUAGUAAUUCCUUGUAAAACAUUGCUCGUUAAAAAACAAACAAAACUGAUAUUGUUUAUACCAAAGAGAGUCUGUUGUUUUAGCUCACAAUGUACUCAUACCAUUAGGAGUUUUGUGAGGCCGCUGGUGACUAGGAGCUCGCAGAGAGGGGUCUCGGAGUGAAAGUAUUAAAAGGAGAUUGGGGUUCCCUGGCUCAUGGGGGGAGGAGGGGGACCCAGUGGCUUCACGGAACUGCUGUGUUUCCUUAGGGAUCGUGCCCUCGACUCCUGUUGAGAUCAGAGUCCAGGUGUAGCAGAGGGAGAGCUGUGGAAAUGGGGAGAAGCAGGAGGCAGUCCUGAACCCAGAAAGGAUUUUGCAGUGGUCAGCUGUAGGAUCCAGUGAGUAUUUUUGUCUGAGUUGAAAGUAAUGUAUUUGGGGUAAUAAUUCUGGGACUGUGGAGAUGGUGUUAGGGAGGUGAAAAGUGGAGCUGGGAGACUUCACAAGGCCCGCAUCAGAAAGCUAGGUGCCGGGUCCCACGCUGAAGAAAUGUUAAGGGGAUUGGAAUCUUUUCAUUAUAAGGGAGUCAGAAUUCCAAAAUGGGGAAGGUAGCCAGCUUGAUAGCCCACAAGAAGUCUGUGUUGCGUGUAUUUUUUAGACAUUACACCGAGCUGUUUUUUGAUGCUAUAAAUGUCAGGAUAACCAAACAAUUUGCAUAGUUUCUAUCACUGGUGUUGCAGUGUCCUUGUUGCUCUGUGUGAUCUUUGUGUCUUCUUGUUGCCAGAUAACAUGCCAAUUUUCCUUCCCAAAUGCAUGGUUUGUUUAUGAUGAACACUUGCUGUUUUACCUUGCAAUGGAUGUUGAUUGUCGUGUACACAGAAAGCAUGAGAUGCAGAAAAAAAGAAACCCCCCGACCUCUCGUAGGCUUUCAUAAAAAUGUGAACCUGAUCCCAAAGGAAAAAAGCCAAAAAGGCAAAGAUCUUUGCAGGCUGUUUACUCACCCAGGCGGAGUUCCAGUGUAAAGUAUUUAAGAAUUCUCCUUGUAAGGCUGUAAAUUAAGUAACAUUUCAGAUUUACCAAAAGCUACACACUAAAUGUAUCCACUGAGAGGGAGUCCGCUUUAUACUUUUGGAAAAAACCAUCGUUGUGGCUUAGCGGCGGGAAAACCACACAUGCCUAGUCCAGGGUCCUGAGUAUAGAAUGGGUCUGUUAUCAGAAGCAACCUGGCACCAGACCAGCUGAAAAAGAAAUAACACAUCUUUUUUCAGAAUUUCUAUUUCCAGCAUCUCUCACUGUGAAGCUUUGAGCAAGGAGGGUACCUCAUAGUUCGUGCCAUCUCUGCUCUUCCCGUACAAAGCCGCCGAGCGAAUAAUCUGCUCUCCCUCCCCACUGCAGGUGGGUAGGCAGAGGUCUCCCUCGGCGGCGUCGAAAGAUCUCUAGCCACGACAGCACCAGACCAUGCACUGAGCCAGGAAGGCAGUUUUUUGUGUGGUGUUUUUUGUUUGUUUUGUUUUUGUGUGUGUGUGUGUGUGUGUGUAAUCCCCGAAAGAGAAGUCCAUUUCGGCUCAGUCUUGACAGUUCAGAAACUACAUCUGAUAGCUUGGGCUGGCUCUGAAAAUGGACUGCCACUUGCUCUGCCACUAGAAAGGCCAGGGAACUGACCUGUCUGCUGGUGGGGCCCGCUUGCUGAGGCAGUAAUAUACCCCCUCCUGCUUAGUGUUAUGCAAACUUCCUUGUUUGGGUUGGUUUGUCUGAAGAUAGGAAACUCAGUUGCUUCUCAGUGUCAGGAACAGCCCACGCCUGCUUCCUUUUUGAUUUUUAAACUGAUGGAUGGUGCAGCAUGUCUACAUGGGUGUUUGUUGCUCAACUUUAUAUAAUGUGUGAUUUCCGAUUCAGCUUGAAAAAUAAUCUCACUACAUGUAGCAGUACAUUAUAUGUACAUUAUAUGUAAUGUUAGUAUUUCUGCUUUGGAUCCUCGGUAUUGCAAUGGAAUUCCUACUUUAUUAAAUGUAUUUGAUAUGCUAGUUAUUGUGUGAGAUUUAAACCUUUUUUUCUCCCUCUUAUGGUUGUGCUCAUCCUUUUACAAGCCUCUAGAAACAGGUAGUUUCUGAGAAUUACUGAUCUAUGUUUGUAUUGCAGAUGUACUUAGGGGGUAUGUAAAAUAAUCAUUUUAACAAAAGAAAUAUAGAUAUUUAAAAUUUAAUACUAACUAUGGGAAAAGGGUCCAUUGUGAAAACAUAGUUUAUCUCUGGAUUCAAUGUUUGUCUUUGGUUUUACAAAGUAGCUUGUAUUUUCAGUAUUUUCUACAUAAUAUGGUAAAAUGUAGAGCAAUUGCAUUGCAUCAAUAAAAUGGGUUAAUUUUCUGUACUCUAA
Molecule: messenger RNA, 8323 nt
Organism: Ornithorhynchus anatinus (platypus)
Lineage: Eukaryota; Metazoa; Chordata; Mammalia; Monotremata; Ornithorhynchidae
Gene: HIPK1
Product: homeodomain interacting protein kinase 1
Exons: 16
Coding region: 68-3709 (1213 amino acids)
Biological process (GO): peptidyl-threonine phosphorylation; peptidyl-serine phosphorylation; intrinsic apoptotic signaling pathway in response to DNA damage by p53 class mediator
Cellular component (GO): PML body; nucleus; cytoplasm
Molecular function (GO): protein serine/threonine kinase activity; ATP binding; protein tyrosine kinase activity
Source: RefSeq, a predicted model, not a curated record